Solea senegalensis (Senegalese sole) is the source of this 6611-nucleotide messenger RNA. RefSeq names its product transcription activator BRG1-like. Gene Ontology annotation, molecular function: histone binding; DNA binding; ATP-dependent chromatin remodeler activity. The coding region runs from base 132 to 5210 and encodes 1692 amino acids. The record is from RefSeq and is a predicted model, not a curated record. The transcript is spliced from 34 exons. NCBI's taxonomy places the organism in Eukaryota, Metazoa, Chordata, Actinopteri, Pleuronectiformes, Soleidae. Gene Ontology annotation, cellular component: RSC-type complex; nucleus. Gene Ontology annotation, biological process: chromatin remodeling; positive regulation of transcription by RNA polymerase II.
GUGACUAGACAUUCGGUCAUAGGAGCAGUGGAGGGGGGCGCUCGAGCCACGUCGGUGAAACAAAUCAACGCUCCGAGGCAGAUUACAAAGAGGGUCUCUGCUGCUCAGCCAGGAGCAGGAGAUCCAGGGCGAUGUCCACACCAGAUCCUCCCCCCAUUGGAGGCACCCCACGCCCAGGUCCUUCCCCUGGUCCAGGUCCCUCCCCUGGGGCAAUGCUGGGCCCCAGCCCUGGACCCUCCCCAGGCUCCUCUCAUAGUAUGAUGGGCCCCAGCCCGGGUCCUCCAUCCUCUGGACACUCCCAGGCAGGACCCUCUGGAUAUGGCCAGGACAGCAUGCACUCUCUGCACAAACCAAUGGAAAGCCUGCAUGAGAAGAGCAUGAGUGAGGAAAGCCGCUUCAGUCAGAUGAAGGGACUGUCUAUGAGACAAGGCGGGCACAGUGGGAUGGGCCCCCCACCCAGUCCUCUGGACCAACACUCACAAGGCUACCACUCUCCAUUAGGUGGCUCUGACCAUUCCAGUCCUGUCCCAUCUAAUGGUCCUCCUUCUGGUCCUCUAAUGCCAUCAUCCUCCUCUUCCUCCUCCUCUGGUGGCCCUGGCUCUGCCUCUACACCUUUAGAUGUUCCAAGUGGAGAUCAGCACACACUUGGUUCCAGUAAUCGUCCUGGUCCACCAGGUGGCUCUGGCCCAGGACCGAGCCCUGGACCCAGUCUUGGACCCAGCAUCUCCACCCUUGGAUCUGGCCUUGAACCUGGGGGUCCUACUGGCCCUGGAGGUCCUGGUGGACCAACUCCCUUCAACCAGAACCAACUCCACCAACUCAGAGCCCAAAUCAUGGCUUAUAAGAUGCUGGCUCGGGGGCAGCCCCUACCAGACCACCUACAGAUGGCUGUCCAAGGGAAGAGGCCGAUGCCUGGGAUGCAGCAGCAACAGCCCAUGCCUAGUCUGGCUCCUGGGCCUGGAGGUGGUCCUGCAGGACCAGGACCAGGGCCUGUCCCAAUGGGCUCAGGCUACAGUCGAGCACAUGGUAUGAUGGGUCCUAACAUGCCUCCACCAGGCCCAUCAGGGACCCCAACUGGAAUACAGGGACAAAACCCAAAUGGACCACCCAAGUCCUGGCCUGAAGGUCCUUUGGUAAAUGCAGCAGCCCCUUCAAACACACCACAAAAGCUGAUCCCCCCACAACCCACUGGCCGACCCUCUCCUGCGCCCCCUUCCGUUCCCCCUGCUGCCUCCCCAGUAAUGCCUCCGCAGACACAGUCCCCUGGUCAGCCAGUACAACCUACUCCCAUGAUGCCUUACCAUGCCAAGCAGAAUCGCAUUACCCCCAUUCAAAAACCCUGCGGCCUCGACCCAGUGGAGAUACUGCAGGAGAGGGAGUACAGGUUACAGGCUCGUAUCACUCAUCGUAUCGCUGAACUGGAGAACCUGCCUGGUUCUCUUGCCGGUGAUUUACGUACCAAAGCAACAAUUGAGCUUAAAGCUCUUCGACUGCUUAACUUCCAGAGACAGCUGCGUCAAGAGGUGGUGGUGUGCAUGCGCCGUGACACAGCUCUGGAGACGGCCCUCGAUCCCAAGGCCUACAAGCGUAGCAAGCGUCAGUCUCUGCGAGAGGCCCGCAUCACAGAAAAACUGGAGAAACAGCAGAAGAUUGAGCAAGAGCGCAAACGCAGGCAGAAGCAUCAGGAAUACCUCAACAGCAUCCUCCAGCACGCCAAAGACUUCAAAGAGUACCACCGCUCGAUAACAGGCAAAAUUCAGAAACUGACCAAAGCCGUGGCCACCUACCACGCCAACACUGAACGAGAGCAGAAGAAGGAGAAUGAGCGUAUCGAGAAAGAGAGGAUGAGGAGGCUCAUGGCCGAGGAUGAGGAGGGCUACCGUAAACUGAUUGACCAGAAGAAGGACAAACGUCUGGCCUAUCUGCUGCAGCAAACUGACGAGUAUGUCGCCAACCUCACUGAGCUGGUGCGAGCUCACAAGGCGGCACAGGCUCUCAAAGAAAAGAAGAAGAAGAAGAAGAAAAAGAAGAAGUUGGAGAACGCUGAAGGUCAGACUCCUGCCUUGGGCCCUGAUGGAGAGAUAAAAGUCCAGACGUUAACUGGCAUCCUCCCCCUGCAGCCUCUGGAUGAAACGAGUCAGAUGAGUGACUUGCCUGUGAAGGUCAUCCAUGUGGACAGUGGAAACAUCCUGACAGGGUUGGACGCACCUAAAGCUGGACAGUUGGACACUUGGCUGGAGAUGAACCCUGGCUAUGAGGUGGCUCCCCGUUCGGACAGUGAAGACAGCGAAGAGGAGGAAGAGGAAGAGGAGGAGGAAGAAGAGCCGCAGCCUUCAUCAACUGCAGUGGAGGAGAAGAAGAAAAUAACGGACCCCGACUGUGAGGACGUGUCGGAAGUAGAUGUUCGACACAUCAUUGAAAAUGCGAAGCAGGAUGUGGAUGAUGAGUAUAGUGGCGCAGCCUUUGCUCGAGGGCUACAGUCUUAUUACUCAGUGGCUCAUGCUGUGACAGAGAAGGUGGAGAAACAGUCCAGUUUGUUAAUAAAUGGACAACUUAAACAGUAUCAGGUUAAAGGUCUGGAGUGGCUCGUUUCCCUCUACAACAACAACCUGAAUGGGAUCCUGGCAGACGAGAUGGGUUUGGGAAAGACCAUCCAGACCAUCGCUCUCAUCACUUACCUCAUGGAGCACAAGCGUCUCAAUGGACCCUACCUCAUCAUUGUACCCCUCUCAACUCUUUCUAACUGGGUGUACGAGUUUGACAAAUGGGCACCAACAGUUGUCAAAGUGUCCUACAAGGGAUCUCCUGCUGCCAGAAGAGCCUUCGUUCCCCAGCUACGUAGUGGAAAAUUUAACGUUUUGCUCACCACCUACGAGUACAUCAUCAAGGAUAAACAAGUACUAGCCAAGAUACGUUGGAAGUACAUGAUCGUCGAUGAGGGCCACCGUAUGAAGAACCACCACUGUAAACUGACCCAGGUUCUGAACACUCACUACCUUGCCCCACGGCGAGUCCUUUUGACAGGGACGCCAUUGCAGAACAAGUUGCCCGAGCUCUGGGCACUACUCAACUUCCUCCUGCCUACCAUCUUCAAGAGUUGUAGCACGUUCGAGCAGUGGUUCAACGCUCCCUUUGCCAUGACUGGAGAGAAGAUGCCAAAUCUUUCUCUUUCUCUUCAGGUGGAUCUUAACGAAGAGGAGACCAUCUUGAUCAUCCGUCGUCUCCACAAAGUGCUUCGCCCCUUCUUGCUGCGCAGGUUAAAGAAGGAAGUGGAGGCGCAGCUUCCAGAGAAGGUGGAGUAUGUGAUCAAGUGUGACAUGUCCUCUCUUCAGAGAGUGUUGUACAGACACAUGCAGGCCAAGGGUGUUCUUCUUACUGACGGAUCAGAGAAAGAUAAGAAGGGUAAAGGAGGCACAAAGACGCUGAUGAACACCAUCAUGCAGCUGAGGAAGAUCUGCAACCACCCUUACAUGUUCCAGCAGAUAGAGGAAUCCUUUUCUGAACAUUUAGGGUUCUCUGGUGGGAUAGUCCAGGGAGCUGACCUGUAUCGGGCAUCGGGAAAGUUUGAGGUGUUGGAUCGUAUCCUGCCCAAACUGAGAGCGACAAACCACAAAGUUCUGCUCUUCUGUCAGAUGACUUCACUCAUGACCAUUAUGGAGGACUACUUUGCCUACCGCAGCUUCAAGUACCUGCGUCUGGAUGGCACCACAAAGGCUGAAGACAGAGGGAUGUUACUAAAGACGUUCAAUGAUCCAGAGUCGGAGUACUUUAUCUUCCUCCUGAGUACAAGAGCUGGAGGUCUCGGCCUCAACCUGCAGUCUGCUGACACCGUGGUCAUCUUCGACUCCGACUGGAACCCACAUCAGGAUCUGCAGGCUCAGGACAGAGCUCACCGUAUUGGUCAACAGAAUGAGGUGCGUGUGCUCCGUCUCUGUACUGUCAACAGCGUGGAGGAGAAAAUCUUGGCCGCUGCCAAGUACAAAUUGAAUGUGGACCAGAAAGUCAUCCAGGCAGGCAUGUUUGAUCAGAAGUCUUCCAGCCACGAGCGUAGGGCCUUUCUACAGGCCAUCCUGGAGCAUGAGGAGCAAGACGAGGUCUGGGGACAAGACGUGUGUCUACGCAUAAAUGAGGAGGAUGAGGUUCCAGAUGAUGAGACGGUCAACCAGAUGAUCGCGAGGAGUGAGGACGAGUUUGACCAGUUCAUGCGUAUGGACCUAGACCGGCGGCGAGAGGAGGCUCGAAAUCCGCGGAGAAAACCUCGUCUGAUGGAGGAGGAUGAGCUGCCCACUUGGAUCAUGAAAGAUGACGCCGAGGUGGAGCGGCUGACCUGCGAGGAGGAGGAGGAGAAAAUGUUUGGUCGAGGUUCUCGGCAGCGAAAAGAAGUGGACUACAGCGACUCUCUGACCGAGAAGCAGUGGCUCAAGCAGGCAAUAGAGGAGGGUACACUGGAGGAGAUGGAGGAAGAGGUGCGACACAAAAAGACGACCCGCAAGAGGAAGAGAGAUCGUGACAUAGAUCUUCCCGGUCCCUCCUCCUCGUCGGGGGGACGAGGACGAGGGGACAAAGACGAUGACGGGAAGAGACAGAGGAAGAGGGGGCGACCUCCUGCUGAGAAACUUUCCCCAAAUCCACCUGCACUCUCAAAGAAGAUGAGGAAGAUUGUGGACGCCGUCAUCAAAUACAAAGACAGCACCAGUGGGCGUCACCUGAGUGAAGUGUUCAUCCAGUUGCCGUCACGGAAAGAGCUGCCCGAGUACUACGAGCUGAUCCGCAAGCCUGUGGACUUCAGGAAGAUCAAGGAGAGGAUUAGGAGUCAUCGUUACCGGAGUCUGGGUGACCUGGAGAGAGACGUCAUGCUGCUCUUCCAGAACGCUCAGACCUUCAACCUGGAAGGAUCGCUGAUUUAUGAAGACUCCAUCGUCCUCCAGUCGGUGUUCACCAGUUUAAGGCAGAAGAUCGAGAAGGAGGAGGAAAGUGAGGGGGAGGAGAGCGAAGAUGAAGAGGAGGAGCAGGAUGAAGGAUCGGAGUCUGAAACUCGCUCAGUGAAAGUGAAGAUCCGUCUGGGGAGGAAGGAUAAAGGUGCAGAUCGGGGGAAGGGACGCAGCAGACGGACGGGACGCACCAGAGCCAAGCCUGUCGUCAGUGACGACGACUCUGAGGACGAGCAGGAAGAGGAGCGAUCCCCCAGUGCUACUGAUGAAGAGUCUUAAACUGUGCUGUGACAUGGAAGACAAGAGGGAUAAAGGGACAUUCCACUAAUUCACCGAGCACCAUGUAUACAGUAAAUACAAAAACAUGCCUCCGUCAACUCCAUCCCCCCUUAAAUUCAAAUUCCAGAGGAGUAAAAUACAAGGUUCCUGGUACGAUAAACUAAACAAUAUCAUCAUAUAAAAGACUAGUUUAUAAAGCAGUGAAUACAUCACUGCAUUAAAUUGCUUUAACACAUUUACAGAUCAUGAAAAAUCCAGUGUUUUUGCAAUAUUCAAUAUAACAAAUACAGUGUCAUGACAAAUCAUGAAACACCAACUUUUGUGCAGAAAACAAGACACUUGAGGAAGUUACUGUACGCAUUUUCCACAGAUUGAUCCUUGAUGAUGAUAAUCAAUGAAUUACAGCUCUAGUUGACACUUUAUAUCAGUUCACUUACCGCAUUAUAGUCUGUCUAAAAACACACAUGUUUGUAUUCUGUUGAAAAAGCUAGAUGUUACAAAUACUACAUGUUUUUACGUAGAUAUUUCAUUUCCUAGGACACCAAUACAAUUACUUUUCUUUUUUUCUUUUAUGCACAAACUACCAAAAUGUGUCUGUAGUGAACCUGAUGAAAAUGAACCAGUAAGUGAAGUAAACAGCGUUGAAUAUAAUCAGAGGUGACCUGAUGUUUCGCCUCUGUGGCGAUGUAACAACCGCCGGAUUACAGAUGUGUUCCGCGCAUCACAUACUGAGUGUUUACGGUGGAAAUGAAAGCAGCGGUGUUUGCACAAAGUGACGUCUCAGCAGCUCUUCAGGAACUCACCACAGUUUUUUGAUUGAGGUUUAAGUCGUGUCCAGCUCGCUCUUGAACAUUACGGUACGGCAUAAAAAACACACUACUCUCUCCUCCUUGCUGCUGCUGCUGCUGCUGCUGCUGCGUACCUGUUAUACUUCUAGUAUGAGCACUUAUAACUGUUGAUUGUAGACUUAAAGAAUCAUGAGGUUGUAUUUCAUCGACGAGUACUGUAACUUUACUUGCUUCCCCUCCUGUUAUCGUGUGAGUAGUGAUUUUAGGAUUUCAGAAUUGUUUGAUGUACUUCAGCACUUUUUUCUUUUUGGAUUCUAUCAUUUUUUCGAUUUGAAGACAAAGGACCAGAGGGACAGUGGCUCUUCUCUGCUUGUGAAUGCCUGUUGGCUGUACGGUGUUGGAUAUACUGUUUUCUUUUUUUGAAGUCCAUGCACGUGUGUACAGCCCGCUAGUUUAGUACUGUACUUUAUUUCCCCUUACGUUUACGGUUUACUAGAAUGAACGUACAACCAAAGUAUCGCCAUUUUUGCCACUAAAUUAUUGACUUGUCUGUUGUGUUGUGUCAUUAUCGCUGGAACUUCACAUGUAACAAUAAACUACAGUAAAAGUGGAA